Amborella trichopoda is the source of this 540-nucleotide messenger RNA. The record is from RefSeq and is a predicted model, not a curated record. Lineage: Eukaryota; Viridiplantae; Streptophyta; Magnoliopsida; Amborellales; Amborellaceae.
AUGGCGCCCAUCCCCUCAAGCUUUCCUCACACAAAGUGCACAAUCCAUCCAUCUCGACCAUCGCCUGUUGAGCGCUAUGACCUAACACCAUGGGAUCUGGCCAUGCUCUCCGCCCACUAUAUCCAGAAAGGUGUCCUCUUAGGUCAACCCUCAUCUUCUCUGAGCUCUGUGCUUGAUAACCUCAAGGUCUCCUUGGCUGAUUGCCUCACUCACUUCUUCCCUCUCGUGGGGCGCCUGGCCACGAGUACUGAUGGAGCCAUCUACAUCCAGUGCAAUGACGCCGGUGCCGCCUUCAUUCAUGCCAAGGCCACUCAUCUCACAGUGGAUGACAUCGUGGCUUCGCCUUAUGUCACUGACGAUGUGAAGGCCCUCUUUGCCCUGGAUGGUGCCAUCGGCCACGAUGGCCAUGAGCUACCCUUACUAGCCGUUCAGUUUCCCAAUUUUAAGAACGCUCUAUUGAAUGGAUGUAGUGGAAGUGAAGUACCUUGUAAAUUGGGGAAUUGGUCCAGUGGUUAUCAAGCGAGGACUGCAUUUGAUUAA